AUGGAUGAAGAAAACGCCAGCGUUAAGAAUAGCGUCACGACAGAACUGAAAGUAUACAUGCAUUGCGAUUCCUGUGAAAGAUCGGUACGCCGUGCCAUCGAGAAAAUCGAAGGCGUCGAGACAAUCGAGGUGGACAGGAGUGAGAACAAGGUCACGGUGACAGGCGAGUUCGAGCCAAAAAAGUUGUUGAAAAAGAUCAAGAAGAAGACCGGGAAGAAGGCGGAAAUCUUGAUCCCUGAGGAAAAUGAGGAAGAAUGCAAGGGAGAAGAACCUUAUGCUCCUUACGAUGAUCCAGUGCUGGACCGAGAGGCGUUUGCGACUCAUGAGUUUCAGAAUCAUGGGCUAGAAAGAUGGGAUCUCCAUUAUUUCGACGAUGAAAACACCGAAGCGUUUUCUUAA
Messenger RNA from Phragmites australis (common reed), 399 nucleotides. RefSeq names its product heavy metal-associated isoprenylated plant protein 19-like. The record is from RefSeq and is a predicted model, not a curated record. Gene Ontology annotation, molecular function: metal ion binding. The coding region runs from base 1 to 399 and encodes 132 amino acids. The transcript is spliced from 4 exons. NCBI's taxonomy places the organism in Eukaryota, Viridiplantae, Streptophyta, Magnoliopsida, Poales, Poaceae.